UGUUCUGAGUCUUCUGAUCCUCCCUAUCUGCAAUAUCCUGUCGGUCCCCAUCCAGAAGCCCUGCUCACUCUGCAAGUCACGGUGGUCUUUGCUUGAGCUUCCCAAUCGGUUUGGACAUGACCGGCAUCUACCUGGCAGUCUGGUCUCUCGUCUGCCAAAUCGAACUCUCUCGGCUCGCGACUAGUCAUCCCUCCAAUCACCGUGUAUGGUGGCGGGACUUGUAUCUCGUAGCCGCCGUCCGAAGCCCCAGAUGGCAUCAAUUCCCUGGUCCGGGUUUAAGCCUUUGAUAUUGCCAGCCAGAGGAACCAUGAUGUUGUCCUCGUUUGAUUCUUCCACACGAUUCAUUCCAGGUAAUUACACCGACAAUUCAUGUUGUCACGAAAGUCACGCGCACAUCUUUCAAGUCUCCAACCGCUCUUUGCCAGUCUUGAAAUCCAGCGGCGCUACGGAAAUCGCGUACUCGAAGUUCUUGUCGGUUACAGAUUUUUCCGCAGCCUUGUUCGCGAUCUCUGAUAGUAUUGGAGAAUCCUUACCCCCUGGUCCCUCCGCUAAGACCGCUAUCCGCGGGUGGCGAAUUUGCAAAGUCACUCAAGGCUUCGCUCCUGUCCGCCCGCGAGUCCCCAGUCGCCAGUUGCAAGUCGCAACCGCGGCGGAUGGACGGGCAACUCGGUUGACCCUGCACGCACUAAGGCGCCAGUCCAAAUGCGAUCGUAAACCUUCCCCAUUCACUUUAUUUCGGGAAUUCAUUGAUUAUUCGACCAUUAGGCUGCCGAGCUGAUCCUCAGACCUUAAUCCUUCGACGCGCAAUUCGGUUUUAUGUUCGCGAAUGGCGCCAUGAGAGACACAUCGAAUGGGGAUUGGGGUCCAGUCGUGAAGGAAGUAGCACGGCCCGAAUU
Messenger RNA from Eremomyces bilateralis CBS 781.70, 896 nucleotides. RefSeq lists its product as uncharacterized. Lineage: Eukaryota; Fungi; Ascomycota; Dothideomycetes; Eremomycetales; Eremomycetaceae. The record is from RefSeq and is a predicted model, not a curated record. The transcript has a single exon. The coding region runs from base 206 to 778 and encodes 190 amino acids.